This is a messenger RNA of Castor canadensis (American beaver), 1610 nucleotides long. The record is from RefSeq and is a predicted model, not a curated record. NCBI's taxonomy places the organism in Eukaryota, Metazoa, Chordata, Mammalia, Rodentia, Castoridae.
UGUUAAUAUCACACAUGUUCCACCCUCUUUUAUGUAGGUGAAAAUUUGUGAUAUGCAGAUGCGUGGCACACCACGAGACUUACUUCCAGGAGAUCCCAUUUGUAGCCCAGUAGCAGCAGUGCUGGCUGAGGCCACUAUCCAGCUUCUCCGUAUCCUUCACCGAACAGACCGUUGGACUUACUGCAUUAACAAAAAAAUGAUGGAAAGGCUGCAUAAAAUUAAGAUAUGUAUUAAAGAGUCAGGUCAGAAGCUGAAGAAAAGCCGCUCAGUUCAGAGCCGAGAAGAAAAAUGAAAUGAGAGAGGAAAGGGAGAACAAAGAGGAUGAGAAAGGUAAACAUAAUAGGCAUGGCCUUGCUGACCUCUCAGAACCACAGCUGAGGACUCUUUGCAUAGAGGUGUGGCCUGUGCUGGCAGUGAUAGGAGGAGUUGAUGCUGGUCUUAGAGUUGGAGGUCGGUGUGUUCACAAGCAAACUGGACGCCAUGCCACGCUGCUGGGAGUGGUCAAAGAGGGCAGCACUUCUGCCAAGGUCCAAUGGGAUGAAGCAGAAAUUACCAUCAGUGAUACUCCUUUGUAUAACCUGGAACCCUGUGAACCACUGCCGUUUGAUGUGGCGCGAUUCCGAGGCCUGACAGCUUCUGUGCUGCUGGACCUAACAUAUCUAACAGGCAUUCAUGAAGACAUGGGAAAACAGAGCAUCAAGCGACAUGAAAAGAAACACCGUCAUGAGUCUGAGGAGAAGGGGGACAUUGAGCAGAAACCUGAGAGUGACUCUGCUUUAGAUGUGCGAACAAGCAUAACAUCUGAUGAUGCCAAAAGUCAGGGUACCACAAGCUCCAAAUCAGAAAAUGAAAUAGCUUCAUUUUCUUUAGAUCCAACGCUGCCAGGUGUGGAAUCCCAACACCAAAUAACAGAAGGAAAAAGAAAAAAUCAUGAACACGGUUCUAAAAACCAUGACAUAGUCCAAUCAGAAAUAAGGGCCGUCCAGCUGUCCUAUCUCUACCUCGGUGCUAUGAAAUCACUUAGUGCUCUUCUUGGCUGUAGUAAAUAUGCUGAGCUAUUGCUGAUACCAAAAGUUCUUGCUGAAAAUGGCCACAACUCAGACUGUGCGAGCUCUCCAGUUGUUCAUGAAGAUGUGGAGAUGCGUGCAGCCCUACAGUUCUUGAUGCGACACAUGGUGAAGCGAGCAGUCAUGCGGUCGCCCAUAAAGAGAGCAUUGGGAUUAGCUGAUCUGGAACGAGCUCAAGCCAUGAUUUAUAAAUUAGUGGUUCAUGGGCUUUUGGAAGACCAGUUUGGGGGCAAAAUUAAGCAAGAUACUGAUCAACAAGCUGAAGAAAGUGACCAAGCCCAGCAGGCGCAGACACCAGUUACCACUAGCCCAUCAGCCUCAAGCACAACUUCCUUUAUGAGCAGCUCCCUUGAAGACACCACAACUGCCACCACUCCGGUCACUGACACAGAAACAGUGCCUGCAUCUGAGUCCCCAGGAGUGAUGCCACUUAGUCUUCUCAGGCAAAUGUUCUCUAGUUUCCAACCACUAACUGUACUUCCACACGUCGUGCGCAGACUCCUCCAAUAUCAUCAUUACCAACUUCUCCUUCUGAUGAAGUAG